GCAUUCCACUUUGCUCCAUUGCUUCACCCCGGGCCUUGGCCAGUGGACCUGCCCUGAAGCAUUAGAAGACUAGACGCGCGCGGUGGCGAGAACCUUCCACCGGGUGGGCGGCUUCUACCCACCGAGCGUUCAGGAACUAGAGAUGCCAUUAGGCUGUCAUUUUAUCCAAUGUGAGAAGUCAGCCCAGAGAUGGAAAACUUUAUUCUGUAUGAAGAGAUUGGCCGAGGAAGCAACACCAUUGUUUAUAAAGGGCGGCGGAAGGGAACAAUCAAUUUUGUAGCUAUUCUUUGUACUGAUAAGUGCAAAAGGCCUGAAAUAACCAAUUGGGUCCGUCUCACCCAUGAAAUUAAACACAAGAAUAUCGUAACUUUUCACGAAUGGUAUGAAACCAGCAAUCAUCUCUGGCUAGUGGUGGAACUCUGCACAGGUGGUUCCUUAGAAAUGGUUAUCGCUCAAGAUGAAAACCUCCCAGAAGAUGUUGUGAGAGAAUUUGGGGUUGACCUCAUUACUGGAUUACAUCAUCUUCAUCAACUUGGCAUUCUCUUUUGUGACGUUUCUCCUGGCAAGAUACUCUUGGAAGGGCCUGGCAUGUUGAAGUUUAGUAAUUUUUGCUUGGCCAAAGUGGAAGGUGAAAAUUUGGAAGAGUUCUUUGCUUUGGUGGCAGCAGAAGAAGGAGGAGGUGAUAGCGGGGAAAAUGUACUGAAGAAAACCAUAAAAAGUAGAGCCAAAGGAUCUCUUACAUAUACAGCGCCAGAAAUUUUGAGGGGUACUGACUUCUCCAUCACCAGUGACCUCUGGUCUUUGGGCUGUCUGCUUUAUGAAAUGUUUUCAGGAAAACCUCCAUUCUUCUCAGAAACUUUUUCAGAAUUAGUUGAAAAGAUUUUUUAUGAAGAUCCUUUGCCACCUAUUCCAAAAGAUCCUUCUCUUCCUAAAGCUUCUUCAGAUUUUAUUAAUUUGCUUGGUGGCUUACUUCAAAAAGAUCCUCAGAAAAGAUUAACUUGGGCAGGCCUACUGCAGCAUUCAUUUUGGAAGGAUGCCUUCACUAGGAAAGAUCAGGAAUCAAGCACUGAGGAUUCCAACGUCAGCAGGAAAGUGAUGGAGCAUUCUGGGACACAAGAUUCCAAGGAGUUUUUGAAGCCUCCGAGCGGACAAGCCAAGGGGGAGAAGAGUGGUCACCGACUAAGUCACUCUUUCAGGCUAGAGAAUCCAACUGAGUUGCGGCCUAAAAGUACUGUUGGGGGUCAACCGAAUGAGUCCAUGUUUCUUCUCAGUUCUCGUCCAACUCCAAGAACAAGCACUGCAGUGGGAUUAAGUCCUGGUGAGGAUAGAACUCAGCAUUCACCCCAGAAGACUUCUCCUUUAAUCAAGAAUACAAGUGAAUGCCUGAGUCAGCGGGACCUGGAAUCCCAGAUGAGAGAGCUUAUCUACAUGGACUCUGAUCUUGUUGUCACCCCGAUUAUCGACAACCCAAAGAUAAUGAAACAACCACCAAUUAAAUUUGAUCCGAAGAUACUGCACCUACCGGCACAUUCAGUGGAUAAGUUAGUAUUUCUAAAAGACCAAGAGUGGAAUGACUUUUUGCAGCAAGUGUGCUCACAGAUUGACUCCACUGAGAAGAGCAUGGGGGCCUCCCGAGCCAAGCUCAAUCUCCUUUGCUAUCUGUGUGUUGUGGCUGGACACCAGGACGUGGCCACCCGGCUCCUCCAUUCCCCGCUGUUCCAGUUGCUAAUCCAGCAUUUGCGAAUAGCUCCAAACUGGGAUAUACGGGCCAAGGUUGCUCGGGUGAUUGGUUUACUGGCCUCGCACACAACUGAGCUCCAGGAAAAUACACCUGUUACUGAGGCAGUUACUAUCUUAACUGAAUUAAUUAGGGAAAACUUCAGAAACAGUAAAUUAAAACAGUGCCUCUUACCAACCCUUGGGGAGCUGAUCUACCUUGUAGCCACCCAGGAAGAAAAAAAGAAGAACCCUAGAGAAUGCUGGGCUGUCCCCUUGGCUGCAUACACGGUGCUAAUGAGGUGCCUUCGGGAAGGGGAAGAACGUGUUGUGAAUCACAUGGCAGCAAAGAUUAUUGAAAAUGUCUGCACUACCUUUUCUGCUCAGGCCCAGGGCUUUAUUACAGGGGAAAUUGGACCCAUUUUAUGGUACCUAUUCAAACAUUCCACUGUUGAUUCUCUCAGGAUCACAGCAAUAUCGGCCUUGUGUAGAAUCACCCGUCAUUCUCCUACUGCCUUCCAGAGUGUUAUUGAGAAGGUGGGACUGAACUCCGUGAUAAACUCCCUGGCCUCAGCCAUCUGCAAAGUUCAGCAGUACAUGUUGACCUUAUUUACUGCAAUGUUGUCUUGUGGGAUUCAUCUUCAGAGGCUAAUCCAAGAAAAGGAUUUUGUCUCUACAAUUAUCCGUUUACUUGACAGCCCCUCGACUUCCAUUAGAGCAAAAGCCUUCCUCGUUCUUUUAUAUAUUUUAAUUCAUAACCAUGAGAUGCUGCUGCUCAGCUGCCAAUCAAGACUGGUGAUGUACAUCGAGAGAGACAGCAGAAAGACCACUCCAGGCAAGGAGCAGCAAAGCAGCAAUGAAUACCUGUCCAAAUGCCUGGACCUUCUCAUCCGUCAUAUCGUGCAGGAACUGCCACGGAUCCUGGGUGACAUUCUUAACGCCUUGGCCAAUGUUUCUGGUCGUAAGCACCCAUCAACAGUCCAAGCGAAGCAGCUGAAAAUGUGUCUACCCCUGAUGCCUAUAGUGCUUCACCUGGUAACUUCUCAGGUAUUUCGACCUCAAGUUGUAACAGAAGAAUUCCUUUUCAGUUAUGGAACUAUACUUAGUCAUAUUAAAUCUGUAGACUCAGGAGAAACGAACAUAGAUGGAGCUAUAGGACUGAUGGCAUCAGAAGAAUUUAUCAAGAUCACGUUGUCGGCUUUUGAAGCAAUAAUACAGUAUCCUAUUUUGUUGAAAGACUAUUGCUCUACGGUUGUUGAUUAUAUCCUGCCACCCUUGGUCUCCUUGGUUCAGAGCCAAAAUGUGGAGUGGAGACUCUUUAGCUUGCGGUUGCUCUCAGAAACCACAUCUCUACUCGUGAACCAGGAGGUUGGGGAUGGCAAGAAGGAGGCGAAUGUUGACUUUGACAGCAAUCUUCUGGCUCUCAUUAGAGACGUCUUACUUCCCCAGUAUGAGCACAUCCUCACAGAGCCAGACCCAGUCCCAGCAUACGCUCUGAAACUGCUAGUAGCCAUGACGGAACACAACCCGGCUUUCACCAGACUUGUGGAAGAGAGCAAACUGAUCCCAUUCAUUUUUGAAGUAAUUCUGGAACAUCAGGAGAACAUUCUGGGUAACACCAUGCAAAGUGUGAUUGCAUUGCUCAACAAUCUGGUUGCCUGCAAAGAUUCAAAUAUGAAGCUACUUUAUGAACAAGGGAAAUGUUGAUAAGAAUAUGGAGAAAUCGGAACCCUCAUGCAUUGCUGAUGGCAAUGUAAAACGGUGCAGCUGCUGUGGAAAACAGCCUGGUGAUUCCUCAAAAAGUUAAACACAGAAUUAUCACAUGAUCUAGCAAUCCUGCUCUGAGGUGUAUGCCCCAAAGAAUUGAAAACAAGGACUCAAGCAGAUACUUAAACACAAAUGUUCAUUGCAGCAUUAUUCACAACAGCCAAAGGGUAGAAACUACCCAUGUGCUCAUCAACAGAUGAAUGGAUGACAAAAUGUGGUGUAUACAACAAAAUAUAUGUACAUUGGAAUAUUAUUCAGUCAUAAAAAGGAAUAAAAAUCUGAUAUAUACGACAACAUGGAUGAACUUUGUGAACAUUACCCCAAAUGAAAGAAGCCAGACGCAAAAGGACAAAUAAUAAUAUUAUUUCACUUACGUGAGGCACCUAGAAUAGACAAAUUCAUAGAGUCAGUAGAAUAGCAGUUCCCAGGGCCUGGGAGGAGGGGAAUGGGGAGUUACUGUUUAAUGGGUCCGAAAUCUGUCUGGGAUGAUGAAAAUGGUCUGGAUACAGUGGCAUCGGUUACCCAACAUUGUGAAUGUAUUUAAUGCCACUGAAUUGAACACUUUGGGGUUAAAAUGGCAAAUUUUAUGUUACGUAUAUUUUACCACAACUGAGAAAGAAACCCAGCUGGGAAGGACACACGCCCCUUGGCUCACAGUCCCUGGCAAGAACUGGUACCACGGACACGUCAGGUCGCAGAGAGUUUGGGUGGCGGCGUACCAGACUGAGCAGCCACUUCUCAGUGAUGAUCACACAGUUUGGAAAGAAGAGCAUGAACAUCACAAGAGAUCAAGUUUUAAACGGUUUUUUACUAUAUGUGUAUUUUGCGAGAUGGCAAAUCCAGUUUAGAAGCAACUUCUUGAAACUGUAGGAUCGAAAGAUCCUGAAAAUUUCUUAUCAAAUAUGAACCAAGUAACAGAAAUAUUAAAGUUCCCAGUUUACUAAUUUUAGUGUAGGAAAU
Molecule: messenger RNA, 4443 nt
Organism: Mirounga angustirostris (Northern elephant seal)
Lineage: Eukaryota; Metazoa; Chordata; Mammalia; Carnivora; Phocidae
Gene: ULK4
Product: unc-51 like kinase 4
Exons: 33
Coding region: 190-3423 (1077 amino acids)
Biological process (GO): protein phosphorylation
Molecular function (GO): protein kinase activity; ATP binding
Source: RefSeq, a predicted model, not a curated record